This is a messenger RNA of Carcharodon carcharias (great white shark), 2174 nucleotides long. RefSeq names its product piwi-like RNA-mediated gene silencing 2 (gene piwil2). Gene Ontology annotation, cellular component: P granule. NCBI's taxonomy places the organism in Eukaryota, Metazoa, Chordata, Chondrichthyes, Lamniformes, Lamnidae. Gene Ontology annotation, molecular function: protein binding; piRNA binding. The coding region runs from base 137 to 2143 and encodes 668 amino acids. The record is from RefSeq and is a predicted model, not a curated record. The transcript is spliced from 17 exons. Gene Ontology annotation, biological process: regulatory ncRNA-mediated gene silencing.
UGUGAAGAAGGGGUCAUCAGGAACGUCCAUACCUCUGGCAGUAAACCUUACCAAAAUACACUGUAGAAAUGAGGCUGUUUAUCAGUACCACGUCACCUUCAGUCCUAAUGUAGAAUGUCGGAACAUACGCUAUGGAAUGUUGAAGGAGCAUCAGCCAGUUACUGGAAAAGUCACUGCUUUUGAUGGCACCAUACUCUAUCUGCCUGUGAAACUACCUGAGGUGGUCGUUCUCAAAUCGCAAAGAAAAACUGACAGCACACAGGUGGAUAUCAAAAUUCAAUUGACCAAGAUUCUGCAGCCAAACUCUGAUCUCUGCAUCCCCUACUACAAUGUGGUAUUCAGAAGAGCAAUGAGGAUUUUGGAAUUAAAAUUGGUUGGACGAAAUUUCUAUGACCCAACAAAUGCUAUUGUUCUCCCUCAAUACAGGCUGCAGAUAUGGCCAGGAUACUCAGCAAGCAUUCGAAGGACAGAUGGUGGAUUGAUGUUACUCAUUGAUGUGUCUCAUAAAGUAAUCCGUAAUGAUUCUGUAAUUGAUGUUAUGCAGGCUAUAUACCAGAGGAGCAGCGAGAAUUUCCAGGAUGACUGUACAAAACAGUUGGUGGGCAGCAUCAUAAUGACCAAGUACAACAAUCGCACCUACCGCAUCGACGACAUAGACUGGGACAAGGCUCCAACAAGCUGCUUUCAGAUGGCGGAUGGCAGAGAUAUUACCUUUUGUGACUAUUACAGCAAAACCUAUGGGAUUACCAUUCAGGACUUGAACCAACCUCUCCUCGUAUAUCGACCAAAGCAGAAGUAUGGACCGCAGGGACAGCUUAUCCACAGUGAGAUCCUUCUCGUGCCCGAGCUGUCGUUCAUGACUGGGAUACCUGACCAGAUGAGGAAGGAUUUCCGUGCAAUGAGGACGGAAGGAAGAAUCUUACCUCCUGAAAAGAUCAUCGUACGAUACAAGUCGUUUCCAAGUGGGGCUGAUGUUAACUGGUCAAGAGAGGUUGUGCGAGAGAAAGUGAUAUCAGCGGCACCAUUACACUGCUGGGCUCUCUUUUACACCAAGCAAAGUGCAACACAUGCCAAGGAUCUGAUCAGCUUCAUGUCGAAGGUGGCAGAGCCCAUUGGAAUGACCUUCCAACAGCCUGCAUACAUCGAGCUGAAGGAUGAUCGUACCCAGACCUAUAUCCGAACUCUGCAGUCACACUUGGAGAGCAAUGGUUUGGUUAAGAUUGUGGUGUGUUUAGUGACUGGCAACCGUGACGACUUGUACCAUGCCAUUAAGAAACUCUGCUGUGUGCAAUCUCCGGUCUCCUCACAGGUGAUUAAUGUGAGGACAGUCUCUCAGACUGCUCGGAUGAGAAGCAUCUGCCAAAAGAUCCUACUACAGAUCAACUGCAAACUGGGCGGAGAGCUGUGGGGUGUGGACAUACCGCUGAAGCAGCUGAUGGUGAUAGGAAUGGAUGUGUACCAUGACCCUGUCAGGGGCAAGCAGUCUGUUGUUGGAUUUGUUGCCAGCAUGAAUAAGGCAAUGACCAAGUGGUUCUCAAAGGUGGCAUUUCAGAUGCCCAAUCAGGAAAUCAUCGAUGGCUUAAAGAUUUGUAUGGUGGCAUCUCUGAAGAAAUAUUAUGAGAUAAACCAUUGUCUCCCAGAGAAGAUUGCCGUUUACCGGGACGGAGUAUCUGAUGGCCAGCUGAAUACAGUGACAGACUAUGAACUUCCUCAGCUUUUGAAGUGCUUUGAGGUAUUCAGCGAUUACCACCCAAAAAUGAUGGUGAUCGUGGUGCAGAAGAGGAUCAGCACCAACUUGUAUGCACAGGCGGGGUCAGGCAGGCUAGAGGUGCCACCUCCUGGAACGGUGAUGGACCACACUGUCACCAACAGGGAAUGGACUGACUUCUUCCUGUUGGCCCAUACCGUUCGACAAGGCUGUGGAAUCCCAACGCACUACAUUUGUGUAUUCAACAGUCUGAAGCUCAGCCCUGACCACAUGCAGAGGCUCACCUUCAAGCUGUGCCACCUGUACUGGAACUGGUCCGGCACGAUCCGUGUACCAGCGCCCUGCAAGUACGCCCACAAACUGGCCUUCCUGUGCGGCCAAUCUCUGCACCAGGAACCGGCCGCCCUGCUCUCGGAGCUGCUGUUCUACCUGUGAAGCCGCCGGGAAACCUUUCAUGUGGCACAAA